CCCUGACGUGUCCGUUACGUACGCUUUAUCAAGCGUCUUCCCGCUCGGCAGCCUCCCAUUCUCUCUGCUCCUCGGCGUUAGCUGUUGUUUCGGCUGUUCUAUUUUUUAAUUUCCAGGAGCUAAAUUCACUGCCAUGUCCUCUGAAGAAGGGAAGCUUUUCGUGGGAGGGCUCAAUUUCAACACCGAUGAGCAGGCUUUGGAAGACCACUUCAGCAGCUUCGGUCCUAUCUCUGAGGUGGUCGUUGUCAAAGAUCGGGAGACUCAGCGAUCCCGGGGUUUUGGCUUUAUCACCUUUACCAAUCCAGAACAUGCCUCAGAUGCCAUGCGAGCCAUGAAUGGAGAGUCCCUGGAUGGCCGCCAGAUCCGGGUGGAUCACGCGGGCAAGUCGGCCCGGGGAACCAGAGGGGGUGCCUUUGGUGCCCAUGGGCGUGGCCGCAGCUACUCUAGAGGUGGUGGGGACCAGGGCUAUGGGAGCAGCAGGUAUGACAGUCGGCCUGGAGGAUAUGGAUAUGGAUAUGGAAGGUCCAGAGACUAUAGCGGCAGAAGCCAGGGUGGUUAUGACCGCUACUCUGGAGGGAAUUACAGAGACAAUUACGACAACUAAGAUGAGGCAUGCACAUGUAAUGUAGAUACACAAGGAAUAAAAAUUCUUCUGAUCCAGGAUCGUCCUUCCAAAUGGCUGUAUUUAUAAAAGAUUUUUGGAACUGCACUGAAACAUCUUUUGUUUUAGUACAUCAACUUCUAUUUUUGAAUUGAGCUCCCAGGGUAGCCUGUUCAAGACCUUUUAGUAAACUCCAUAUGUUUUUUAAACUUUUUUCUCAUUUAAAGACAAAUUCUGUGACAUUUGUAGAGUCUCUGGGUAUUUUUCCUUUUACUAUUUUUUUAGUUUGGGCACUCAGGAUUACUCUGGCAAAAAAAAAUAUUAGCCAGACUGAUUUUUUUUUUUUAAAUUAAUAGGAACAUUUAAAAUUUGUACAGUGUUUCUUUAUCAUGGUUAGAAAACAAUUUCCGAACGUACCUACAAGAAAUCUGCAUCAAGAA
Messenger RNA from Trichechus manatus latirostris (Florida manatee), 1041 nucleotides. RefSeq names its product RNA binding motif protein 3 (gene RBM3). Gene Ontology annotation, molecular function: ribosomal large subunit binding; RNA binding. Gene Ontology annotation, cellular component: spliceosomal complex. Gene Ontology annotation, biological process: positive regulation of mRNA splicing, via spliceosome; regulation of translation. The record is from RefSeq and is a predicted model, not a curated record. Bases 134 to 604 code for a protein of 156 amino acids. The transcript has 7 exons. Lineage: Eukaryota; Metazoa; Chordata; Mammalia; Sirenia; Trichechidae.